UAGUUAUAUAACAACAGCUCCAACUUCAAAUGGUCCAUCCCACUAGCUCUCUCAACUGUUAACUCCCUCUCUUGUUCUCACAUUCCUCUUAUUCUGCACUUGAAAAUCUUAAAAGUACUAUUUACUUUGAAUGGAUUUCUUUCGUGGGAAUUUAUGUUUUUUCAUUGUGAUUCUAUUGUUCUUGAAUUCAAACAAUGUACAAGGAAGAUAUCAUUAUCACAAGAAGCAAAAGCCCAAGAAAUCCCCUGUUUCACCCUCCCCUGUUUUACCAAGCCCUGAGCCCCCUGUUUCUCAGUCUCCUUCAUAUCCUCCUCCAGUUCCUUCAGACCCAAACACUGAUCCUCCCCCAGUUUCUGAUGACCCUGGAAGCUCCACAGGCUGCGUGUUCGAUGUCACGUCUUUCGGGGCAGUGGGAGAUGGCACCACUGAUGAUACUGCAGCAUUCAGGGAUGCCUGGAAAGCAGCCUGUGCUGUAGAGUCAGCUGUUGUUUUAGCUCCUUCAGAUUAUACUUUUAUGAUCACUUCAACUGUCUUUUAUGGUCCUUGUAAACCAGGCCUCAUCUUUCAAGUCGACGGAGUCCUAAUGCCGCCUAAUGGUCCAGAUUGCUGGCCUGAAAAGGACAGCAACAAGCAAUGGCUUGUGUUUUACAGAUUAGAUGAUAUGACAUUCACUGGAAUAGGCACCAUUGAAGGAAAUGGUGAGCAAUGGUGGGAACUUCCUUGCAAACCUCACAGGGGUCCUAAUGGAUCAACUUUGCCUGGACCAUGUGACAGCCCUGCUCUAAUCCGAUUCUUCAUGAGCUCGAAUAUAGUGGUGAGCGGUCUCAGAAUCAAGAACAGUCCAAUGUUUCACAUGAAAUUCGACGGUUGUGAAGGGGUGUUGAUUGAGAAAUUGUCCAUUUCUUCGCCUAAGCUUAGCCCCAACACUGAUGGGAUUCACAUUGAAAACACAAAAUUUGUUGGCAUAUAUGACUCAGUAAUUGGAAAUGGAGAUGAUUGCAUUUCUAUUGGACCUGGGUGUGCUAAUGUCAACAUUGAAGGUGUCACGUGUGGCCCUAGUCAUGGUAUAAGUAUUGGAAGCCUAGGAGUUCACAAUUCUCAGGCAUGUGUGUCGAACAUUACUGUCCGGAAUGCUAUAAUAAAGGAUUCGGACAACGGGGUGAGGAUCAAGACGUGGCAAGGCGGGGCGGGGUCAGUAACAGACAUAUCAUUUGAAAACAUUCAGAUGGAAAAUGUGAGAAACUGCGUGAUCAUAGACCAGUACUACUGCUCAAACAAGGCCUGCUUAAACCAGACUUCAGCUGUAUACGUGAGAGACAUAUCAUUCAGGAACAUUAAGGGAACUUACGAUGUCCGGAGCCCUCCAAUCCAUUUUGCCUGCAGCGACACUGUGCCUUGCACGAACAUAACCAUGUCAGAAGUAGAGCUGCUUCCAGAAGAAGGGGAACUGGUGGAUGAUCCUUUCUGUUGGAAUACAUAUGGAAAUCAAGAAACACUGACAAUUCCCCCUAUCGAUUGUUUACUCGACGGAGAGCCUGCCUCAGAAGUGGAGAACUACAGACUGCAGUGUUCUUGAGAGCUAUACAAUGUGUCAGCAAUCUGCAAUCUGCAUAGAUAGUUAUAUAUGGAUUAAUACUGCAUAUAUAGAUAUGGAUUGUAAAAUAGAGAUCCAUAAGUUAGAAGUAUUAGAAUUCAACAUGGAUCUUGGCUGAUUGUUGGUCACAGAAGAUCCAUCCCUUUGGGAUUUCUUUCCCAUACUGAGUGAUGUGAAUUUUGGCCUACUAUCUACUAUGUAGUAUGUAACUACUGGAUGUGACAUAAUAUAUUAGUGUAUAUCUAUAUCUAUAAGGAUUGGUGUUA
Molecule: messenger RNA, 1860 nt
Organism: Daucus carota subsp. sativus
Lineage: Eukaryota; Viridiplantae; Streptophyta; Magnoliopsida; Apiales; Apiaceae
Product: polygalacturonase At1g48100
Exons: 6
Coding region: 131-1576 (481 amino acids)
Biological process (GO): carbohydrate metabolic process
Molecular function (GO): polygalacturonase activity
Source: RefSeq, a predicted model, not a curated record